AUGGGCAAUCCCAAUCAGCCAUAUUCCCAUCUGGAAGAUAUCCUGAAAAGGCUGGACCACACUGAGUUGAAACUUCAAGCAUGCCCUAAAGACUAUUCUCUGCCUGAAACCCAGAAACAGAUCCCCCAGAUCACACUGAACAUGGCCGGUGGAGCUCAGCUAGCAGAAUUCUCAAAAGAGUACUGCCCCAGAGGCUGGGUGGAGAAAAUCACGACGCAGCUCUUAAAGGAGAUAAACCGUGCAGAUCUAGCAGAGUUGGUAGUGAAACUACACAAAGAAAUCAAAUCUGAUUUGCCAGUUUUUGAGCCGAAUAUGAACCAAGAAACUGAAAAAGAAGAGCACAGGAUGAAAAAGGAAUGGAAGAAUGUGCUCAGAAAAGAAUGGAAGUAUAACUUCUGGCCUAAGUGCAAGGAAAGCAUGUAUGUAGAGACCGAGAGCUACAGAACACUCAUGACAUUGUGCAAUCCGAAGGCAGAAAUGCCCUUUGCUCAUGCGAUAGUGUUGCAUGGCCCUCCAGGCUCUGGCAAAACCACCAUGGCAAAGAGGCUAAUGUUGCAAUGGUCAGAAAGCAAGCAGGCCCAGAUGUUCCCAUGUGCCUUCUACAUCAGCUGCAGGAACAUUAAUGAUAUUAAUUCUUGCACUUUUAUACACCUCCUCUCCAUGGAAAAUACCCCAUGGAGGCAUUUUGUGAUGAAGUCCCUAGCCCUGGCGGAACAAUUCUUGUUUGUGGUGGAUGGUUUUGAUGAGCUAAAAGUACCAACAGGAGCUCUGAUCAGUGACAUCUGUGGUGACUGGAACAUACAGAAGCCUGCAGCUGUCCUGCUGGGCAGUUUGCUGAAGAGAAAGUUGGCACCCCAUGCCACACUGCUGGUGACCACACGAACACAGGCUUUGCGGCAAAUCCACCUCUUUAUAGAUGAGCCUGUCCUUAUAGAAAUUCAGGGCUUCUCGGAUCAGAAUAAACAAGAAUAUUUUAGAAGGUUCUUUAAAGAUGAGGAGGAUCAUGCGGAGGAAGACGGUGAGGAAAAGGCUCUGAGAGCUUUCAAUGCAGUGAGGUACAAUCCUGAUCUCUUCCACAUGGCCUCACUUCCUGCUGCUUGUGUGGUAUUCUGCAUCUGUCUGCAUCAAGGGAUGAAGAAGAGGGAAGACCUUACUCUGAUAUGCCAGACCCGUACCUCUAUGUUCCUGAAAUUCCUCUGUGGGAUCUUCUCCCCAGAAACCUAUGAAAGCCGUUUCAAAAAGGGUAUCGAAACCAUCUUCAAGAAAUUAUGUACCCUGGCUGCUGAUAGUCUGUUGGAACAACUGCCCAUACUCUGUGAAGAAGACAUCUUGAAAUUACAACUGAACCUGAACGAAUUGCACCCUUUUGUGUGCAGGAAUGUCCUGGAUAUGGACCGCUUCAAUGACUGCUUCUCCUUCUUCCACCUCAGUAUCCAGCAGCUCAUGGCUGCCAUAAAAUUUAUUCAGGAACUUGAGCAGGAAGGCAAGGGUGUCUCUAAAUAUAGUAUGCAGAAUAUGCUUUCUAGGGAAGCAAGGUUAAAGAAUCCCAACCUGUCGGGAGUGCUACUAUUUGCAUUUGGCCUCUUGAAUGAGACUCGAAUUAAAGAGUUGGUGGCAGUUUUUGACUGCCAAAUAUCAAUUGCAGCCAAGAAGAAAUUCCUGGAGUGUGAGUCAGGGGAAAAUAAACCCUUCCUAUUACUGAUGGAUCUACAAGAAAUUGUGUCCUGUCUCUAUGAAUCUCAGGAGAAGGGGCUUGUGAAGGAAGCCAUGGCCCUUUUUGAGGAAAUCUCCUUGCCUUUGAAAACCAACACAGACCUUAUACAUGCUUCUUUUUGCCUCAAGAAUUCUCAAAAUUUGCAAACAGUAUCCCUACAAGUAGCAAAGGGGAUCUUCCCAGAGAAUGAUGCUGCAUUGAGAUCCAUAGCUCAUGAUCAAAGGUCUCAGGACAACCAACACCUGUUAACUUUCUGGACAGACCUUUGUGACAUGUUUCAUUCAAAUGAGAAACUGGUCUUUCUGGACAUCAGCAAUAGCUACUUCAGCAGUUCCUCACUGAAGAUCCUUUAUAACAAACUGUCCUCUGCUCCCCGUCAUCUCCAGAAAGUGGUCCUCAAAAAUAUUUCCCCAGCUGAUGUAUACAAGCAAUUGUGCUUCAUUUUUACUGGCUAUAUAACGCUCUCACAUCUGACCCUGAAAGGUGAUGACAUGAGCACCGUGCUUCCCCCGCUGGGUGUAGUUGUGAAAAAUUCAUUGUGCAACCUGAAGUAUCUCAGUGUGAGUUCUUGUCCUGAUGCUCUUCAGAAAUGGAAUGACUUUUUCCAGGCCCUGAAAGUCAAUGGGUCCCUGACAUGUCUGGACCUCACAAACAACGAACUCUGGGACAAGGGUGCCAAGCUGCUGUGUAAGACUUGGAAGCAACCAAAAAGAAAACUGCAGAGGGUGUCGUUGGAGAACUGUCACCUCACUGGAAACUGCUGCAGGGACAUCGCUUCCAUUUUGAUGGUCAGCCAGACUCUGACACACCUCAGCCUGGCCAAGAACAAUCUUGGAAAUGGUGGAGUGAAGACCCUGUGUGAAAGCUUAAGCCACCCUGAGUGUAAACUACAAACUCUAGUCCUGUGGUCCUGUGGCAUCACCAGCGAAGGCUGCCACCAUCUAUCAAAGAUGCUCAGAGAAGCACUGCAUCUGGAGCACCUGGAUCUAGGACUAAAUCAUAUUGGAAGUGAGGGUGCAAGGCUUCUAUGCAGUGCCUUAAAGGAACCCCAAAGUAAUUUGAAAAGUCUGUGGCUGUGUGGAUGCUCCAUCAUUCCAGGCAACUGCAAAGACUUCUCUGAGACUCUCAGAAACAACAAAAGCCUGAACACUCUAGACCUGGCUCAGAAUUUCUUGGGAACUGAUGCAAUAAAGACAUUCUGUGAAGACUUGAAACUUCGCAUUUGCCCCCUUCAAACACUAAGGUUGAAAUUUGAUAACACUAACCCAAGAAUCCAAAAUCUGAUUCAAGAAAUGAAGGCAAGCCAUCCACAAUUGACCAUUAACAGUGACCAACCAGAUCCUAAGAAAAAGGAACCUUCUUUCCCUCAUUUCAUUUUUUGA
This is a messenger RNA of Arvicola amphibius (Eurasian water vole), 3096 nucleotides long. It is a transcript of the gene Nlrp2, whose product is annotated as NLR family pyrin domain containing 2. Gene Ontology annotation, biological process: regulation of inflammatory response. Gene Ontology annotation, cellular component: cytoplasm. NCBI's taxonomy places the organism in Eukaryota, Metazoa, Chordata, Mammalia, Rodentia, Cricetidae. Gene Ontology annotation, molecular function: protein binding. The record is from RefSeq and is a predicted model, not a curated record.